Apiotrichum porosum is the source of this 813-nucleotide messenger RNA. RefSeq lists its product as uncharacterized. NCBI's taxonomy places the organism in Eukaryota, Fungi, Basidiomycota, Tremellomycetes, Trichosporonales, Trichosporonaceae. The record is from RefSeq and is a predicted model, not a curated record. The transcript has 4 exons. The coding region runs from base 1 to 813 and encodes 270 amino acids.
AUGCGCACUGCAUUCGUCGCUACCGCCCUCCUCGCCGCUGGCGCCUACGCCCAGAACAUCUCGGCCACCUGCUCUGCGGGCCUCGUCGGCCUCCUGGGCAGCGACGCCGGCUCCUGUCUCCAGGUUUCGAAGCUCGUCGCCGUCCUCUCCAGCACGGGAUCGGUCGUGACCCCCGUCGGGGGCUACCUCACGGGCCUCUGCAACUCGACCACCCCCAAGUGCAGCAACGAGACCCUCCAGCAGGCCCAGGCGACCAUCACCUCCAACUGCUCCGCCGACUUGACCUCGCUCGGUGGUCUGCUGUCGUUCGUCAACGCCGUCGUGUCCAACUAUGACGACGUGUACGCCGCUGCUUGCAGCAAAAACUCGACGACCGGCGACUUCUGCGUCGUUGAGGGUCUCAAGACCAUCGAGACGACCACGAGCACCAACGUGACCUCGACCGUUCUCACCGAGCUCCUUGCCGGCGACAACGCGACGAAUGCUCUCCUGGAGCCUGCUAUCAGCUCUGGUCAGCUCUGUACCUCGUGCAUCGGUGGCAUCUUCUACGAGAUCACGAAGAUUACCCCGACAUUCAACGAGUCCUCGCUCGGCCAGGGCCUGACGACCACUUGCGGUGCCGAGUUUGGCACCGUUGCUCCUAACACCACCACCGAGGGCAGCGGCAACGCCACCACCACCUCGACCGGCAACUCUACGGCCACGUCGGGAGCCUCCACCUCGGCGACCGCCAAGAGCGGCGCCGAGCGUGUCGGCGCCACCUUCCUCGGCUUCGCAGUCGCGGGUGUCGCUGGUGUCGCGUGCCUCCUCUAA